AUGUUCCAAAACGCGUCAACGGUCACGCUGGAUAUGAGCUACAAUAAACUGCAAGGCGGCUUGGAUGAAUUCAUGAAGCUCACAUACCUCGUCAGCUUGAACCUCGCGAAGAACCGUCUUUCCGGGUCGAUUCCCAGCCGGAUAAGUGAUCUCGCGCAGCUGCAGCAGCUGGUGCUGGCGCGCAACGCGCUGUCCGGGAGCGUGCCCGAGGCGGUGACGGCUAGCAAGAGGUUGUUGAAGCUGGACCUGAGCAGCAACAGGCUGUCGGUUCCCUCCGAUCAGCACGUGUCCCGAGGAGCUGAUUUUGGCGAGCAACGGAUCACCGACGAGCUUCCCAGCAUGGACUCGUGCGCGGGCGUGGCGGAGCGCGUCGACCUCUCCUACAACCAGCUGUCGGGCGCCAUCCCCACCGUUCUCUCGCAAUUUUCCGUCCUCACGCACCUCUCGCUCUCGCACAACGCCCUCAACGGCACCAUUCCCGAGGGAAUCGCGAAUCUGCAAAGCUUGGGCGUGCUGGACCUAUCUUGGAACAAGUUGCAAGGGUCGAUUCCCGCUGCGCUUGGGCUGUCCGAGCCGCUACAAGAGGUGUAUCUUGCGGGGAACCAGCUGGACGGGACCAUUCCUGACGCCAUGGCAACUUAUCCUGAGUCUUGUUUCCUGCCCAGGAAUGACUUGCUGUGCGGACAGCCCCUGAAGCAGUGCUCGAAAGGGGCAAUGGUGAAGUAA
Closterium sp. Yama58-4 is the source of this 726-nucleotide messenger RNA. Lineage: Eukaryota; Viridiplantae; Streptophyta; Zygnematophyceae; Desmidiales; Closteriaceae. The record is from the annotation of a GenBank genome assembly.